Amorphotheca resinae ATCC 22711 is the source of this 2073-nucleotide messenger RNA. RefSeq lists its product as hypothetical. The record is from RefSeq and is a predicted model, not a curated record. The coding region runs from base 1 to 2073 and encodes 690 amino acids. Lineage: Eukaryota; Fungi; Ascomycota; Leotiomycetes; Helotiales; Amorphothecaceae. The transcript has 3 exons. Gene Ontology annotation, molecular function: hydrolase activity.
AUGCGCUUCCAGUCUGUGCUCGCCAGUGCCUCACUGCUGUGCCUGGCGACAGCACAUGCGGGGCACAGGAGACGAUCCGUUCCGUCGAGCCCUGAAGCGUUAAACCCAAAGCUCACCAACACUAUCCCAAACGCUCAAGGAGGACCAACUCUCUACUACAAUGGCAGCGGUCCUGUCCCUCCAUACGACCGAACCUCCCCGAUCCCACCCCCAUUACAUCCAUUGAGCAAGCAAGAAAUCGAGGACAACAUCUUUAACGAGUUAGAAGCCAUCGUAAAUGGUGAUAGUCUCACCACCAAGUGUUCGAAAUGCAUUGCGGGUACCGAGAUCAUGCACUUGGCAGCAAUUACCCAGCCUGUCGAUGUUGUUGUGAACCUCCUAAUCAGAGCUUGCGAGGCAUUUCCCACAGUCAAAGAUAGUAUCUCUGCUGCCACUUGCUAUGAAGAAUACUCUGGAAUUGGUGGGACGGGCCCAUACUUGGCCCAACUCUUCGCUAAGAUGAGUGCUGCUACUGGUGACAUGCAGGGCUGGUGUUACUUCCAGUGGGACACUUGCUCUCAACCCCCGACCAUUGCCAUCGAUGAAUCGCAGUAUUUCAAACCAAAACCAGAAAACAAAACUACCGCUCCCACACCAUCGAGUUCACAGAAGCGAAUCAUCACUGCACGUUCAAUCAAAACAAUCAAUGUCCUCCAUCUGUCAGAUUGGCAUAUUGACCCAAGAUAUGAUAUUGGUAGCGAGGGAAACUGCACACAAUAUCUCUGCUGCCGGCCUUACUCUACCAACACAGACCUAUCUACAACCUCAGCCAACGCGUCCAUUCCGGCAUCUCGAUUCGGGUCCCUUUACUGCGACACACCAGCUGAUUUGGCCCUGUCAGCAUUCUCGACAAUGGAUCAAUUUGUGAAGAGAUCCAGCAUCAACUUCACCAUAUUCACAGGAGAUAUUGUCAGUCACGAUCAUACUGACCAGUUAAGUCGAGACUAUGUCGAGUACGAGGAGAAAAUAACAUUCGAAACCUUCAAAGCCCAGAUGGGUAACAGCCCGAUCUACCCCACGCUUGGGAAUCAUGACUCCCUACCAGAAGCGUAUACCUCUCCAAACUCAAUCUCCGAUGGUGAUAGUAACGGCCGCUCUAAUCUAUUCUCUUGGAACUAUGAGCUGCUGGCAAAUAUGUGGUCGUCUGAUGGCUGGAUUUCAAGAUCAGACGCCUCUUAUGCAUCAACACACUAUGGAGCCUACGCCACGGUUACCUCAUCCAACCUGAAGAUUAUCUCUAUCAAUACCGAUUUCUGGUAUACCGCUAAUAUCUUUAAUUAUUACAACAUGACAAACCCUGAUACAUCCGGUAUCCUUACCUUCCUGGCCGAUGAACUUCAAAAAUCAGAAGAUAUCAACCAAAGAGUCUGGAUUAUCGGACAUGUCCUCUCCGGCUAUGACGGUUCCAACGCCCUUCCCAACCCGUCCGCAUUAUUCUACAGUAUUGUCCGCCGCUUCUCGCCCUCGACCAUCGCCGGGAUCUUCUUCGGGCACACGCACCAAGACCAGCUGAUGAUCUACUACGACUACCUCCCCAACUCCACCAUAGCGACCAACUCGUCCUCCGUACUCCGUAACACUACGCUCGUAGAUUACAGCAAGCCCCUCUCAGUAGGCUACAUCGGGCCCUCUAUCACGCCCCUCAGCGGCAACAACGCCGGUUGGGUCCUUCUCGAAGUCGACGCCGAGACCUUCUCCGUCGUCAACACGCAAACCUACUUCGCCAACGUCUCCGAUGCCAAUUCUUGGACGACACCCGUAUGGGAGUUCGAAUACGACACGAGACAGGUCUACGAUCCCAACAACACCGUGCCGGCGAACGCUCCUCUCGAUGGGCCCUUCUGGCACGGCGUCACCGAGAACAUGCUUGCGAAUAACACGUUGGUCGAGGUGUAUAACUUUUUGGAGACGAAGAGCUCCGCCGUUACGAAGAAAUGCGAUACGAAGGCUUGUGCGGAGCAGAAAGUUUGCUAUAUCAGGAGUGGUAGCACGACAUUAGGGAAUGCGUGCCCGCAGGACAGUGGACCGGUUUGA